AUGCCUAUGCAUCCCGUGACCUCAACUUUAAUGUACAGGGGAAUUUGCACUAUUCCAGAUAUCCUUUCAUAUCGGGCACCCGUAACCCUCCCCGAGGACGAAGUGGAAGAGAUCCGUGAGGCCUUCAAAGUGUUUGACCGCGAUGGGAACGGCUUCAUCUCGAAACAGGAGCUGGGCAUGGCCAUGCGCUCCCUGGGCUACAUGCCCAAUGAGGUGGAGCUGGAGGUCAUCAUUCAGAGACUGGACAUGGACGGUGAUGGUCAAGUCGAUUUUGAGGAAUUUGUUACUCUCCUCGGACCAAAAUUGACCGCGGCUGGAAUGCCUGACAAAUUCAACGGAACAGACUUUGACUCCGUGUUCUGGAAGUGCGAUAUGCAGAAACUGACUGUGGAGGAGCUGAAGAGGCUCCUGUACGACACGUUCUGCGAUCACCUGUCCAUGAAAGACAUCGAGAACAUCAUCAUGACGGAGGAAAACCACAUCGAGAACCCAGAGGAGUGUCAGGUGGAUAUCGACACCAGUCCCACGCAGCAGGUCAAGCAGACGUGCGUGAGGAAGAGUCUGAUAUGCGCCUUCGCCAUCGCCUUCAUCAUCAGCGUGAUGCUCAUCGCAGCCAACCAGGUCCUACGCAGUGGCAUGAAGUAG
Messenger RNA from Conger conger (European conger), 645 nucleotides. It is a transcript of the gene cabp7a, whose product is annotated as calcium-binding protein 7. The transcript has 5 exons. The coding region runs from base 1 to 645 and encodes 214 amino acids. Gene Ontology annotation, molecular function: calcium ion binding. NCBI's taxonomy places the organism in Eukaryota, Metazoa, Chordata, Actinopteri, Anguilliformes, Congridae. The record is from RefSeq and is a predicted model, not a curated record.